Cyphellophora europaea CBS 101466 is the source of this 1032-nucleotide messenger RNA. RefSeq lists its product as uncharacterized. The record is from RefSeq and is a predicted model, not a curated record. NCBI's taxonomy places the organism in Eukaryota, Fungi, Ascomycota, Eurotiomycetes, Chaetothyriales, Cyphellophoraceae. The transcript has a single exon. The coding region runs from base 1 to 1032 and encodes 343 amino acids.
AUGGGGUGGGAGUGUAAGAUCGACAGCCUGACCUUCUCGCGAGCGGCAAGCCGGUGUAAUUCCCUGGCCAUGAUUGAGAAUGUCAAGAAGGUUAACGUCGGCCCGUUGGGGCUCUUCCAUCUGUUAAACAUUGCGCACUCGAAGGAGGCGACUAACGCAGUCGACUAUGUCUAUGGCAUCCACAGCCUGGCCACCGGGAACGGUCUGACUCUCCCAAUGCCAGACUAUCGCAAGUCAGUCGAGCAGAUCUUCAUAGAAACUGCUCGCCACUGUAUCGAUACAGAAGGCAAAUUGACGAUUCUGGCAAUGGUUGACGGGAAGGCUGAGCCUCCAUUGCCAUCUUGUGCCCCAAAAUUUCCCACUUCGUCCGAGCAGCCAAUCAUGGGAGAUUACAGUGUUUCCUCGGACAGCAAAUCAUCCUAUCGUUUCGAUGAUUCAGGUCUACGUUUGACCGUCAAAGGCGUCUUUCUCGACUCCGUGCAGUCAUGCGGCCGGGCAGUUCCCUACAGACGCGGUGUACUGUCUCCCAGGUUCGAUGCCUUGAAGAACGACUUCCAGGGCACCGUCAAAUCCGUCGUGCUUGACUGGUUGGGCAGAGUAGUAGAGAAGUUCGAGGCUGACGCUAACGAUGCGGUGGACAAGCUGCUCUGGACCAUGAGCCUCGACGAACCCACCUCCGAUAAUCAAGAGCCAGCCAUGUUCGACCUCGGCAACUUCAAGUAUUAUUUCUUUCGAGACGCUGAGAGCUUGUCGGCAAAAGACCAGAGACAGGCAAACUUCAUGGUCGAAAUUCUCGGUACGAGGCUAAACGGGCGCCGGCUCGUGUUGACAGAAUCUGGUUCCAUGGGCUUAGGUCCAGAAGCCUGCGAGCCGGGCGACUCUGUUGUUCUCAUCGCCGGAAUGCGGAUGCCAUUUAUUGUCCGCAAAGCCGGGCUAUACUGGAGACUCGUCGGCUGGGCAUUUGUGUACGGCAUCAUGUACGGUCGUUCGUGGCGGGGAGAUGAGGGACUAGAUGACAUAGAACUUGUCUGA